Molecule: messenger RNA, 15079 nt
Organism: Hypanus sabinus (Atlantic stingray)
Lineage: Eukaryota; Metazoa; Chordata; Chondrichthyes; Myliobatiformes; Dasyatidae
Gene: vars2
Product: valyl-tRNA synthetase 2, mitochondrial
Exons: 29
Coding region: 522-3779 (1085 amino acids)
Biological process (GO): valyl-tRNA aminoacylation
Cellular component (GO): cytosol
Molecular function (GO): valine-tRNA ligase activity; aminoacyl-tRNA deacylase activity; ATP binding
Source: RefSeq, a predicted model, not a curated record
CGGAAAAACAUUUUCACUCAGAGAGUGGUGGAUAUGUGGAAUGCUCUGCCCCAGAAGGCAGUGGACGCCAAGUCUCUGGAUGCAUUCAAGAGAGAGUUAGAUAGAGCUCUUAUAGAUAGCGGGGUCAAGGGAUAUGGGGAGAGGGCAGGAACGGGGUCUGAUUGUGUAUGAUCAGCCACGCUCACAGUGAAUGGCGGUGCUGGCUAGAGGGGCCGAAUGGCCUACUCCUGCACCUACUGUCUAUUGUUUCCCGUAGUGGGGGAGUCUAGGGCCAGAAUAGAGGUGAGGAGGGAUUUUUUUUCAGCCUGCGUGUGGCGACUUUAUUCCACAGGCGGCUAUGGGGGCGAAUUCAUCGGGCAUACUUAAGGCAGAGCUCGAUAGGUUCUUGAUCAGUCAGGUUACCGGGUAAGAGGUUGAGGGGAAAAUAAACCAACCAUGUUUGAUGAAGGUUGUGCGGAUUGGGUGAAUGGAUUCUCGACCCUGGGCGAGUACCUCCAUGACUCUGCCGGACUUGCCGAGUGAUGGACAGCUGGGCCCCGCCCCCUGCCGCGCCAGCCACGCCCCUUCCGGUGUCCGCCAGGGACAUGAUGGCGGCGCCCGUGAGCCGGUGCUAUGGCCGCGCCUUCCUCUCGCAGGUUCAGGUUCCGCUCCGGAGCCGUGCCUGGAGCAACAGCGGCAGCCCGGCCGGACCCGCCUCCCGCAACCGCGUCCGUCAGCGGGAGGAGAAGGAGCGGCGGUUGCGGCGACGGGCGGCGGUGAUAGAGGCCCGGGGGGGCGCCGGAGGGGAACAGGGUGAGCGGAAGUGGCCGGAGCUGCCAGUGAUUACGUACGACAUACCGACGCAUCCUGGAGAGAAGAAAGACACCACGGCCCCCUUGCCCGACUCCUACAGCCCGCAGUACGUGGAGGCUGCUUGGUACCCGUGGUGGGAGCAACAAGGCUUCUUCAAGCCCGAGUCUCAGGCCCGUCUGUCUCAGCCAGAGGAGGCCACCUUCGCCCUGUGUAUUCCACCGCCCAACGUCACUGGCUCCCUACACCUGGGACACGCGCUGACUGUGGCAGUCCAAGACGCUGUGGUCCGAUGGCACCGGAUGCAGGGCCGCAAGGUGCUCUGGCUCCCGGGCUGUGACCAUGCCGGAAUUGCCACACAGGUGGUGGUGGAGAAGACCCUGCAGCGUGAGCGUGGAAUUAGCCGGCAGGACCUGUCACGCCACGAGUUCCUGCAGGAGGUGUGGCGAUGGAAGGAGGAGAAGGGUGAGGAGAUCUAUCAUCAGCUGCGUCGCCUGGGCUCCUCGCUGGACUGGGACCGGGCCUGCUUCACCAUGGACCCGGGUUACUGCGAGGCAGUGACGGAGGCAUUUGUCCGCCUGCAUGAGGCAGGCUUGGUGUACCGCGGGCAGGGGCUGGUGAACUGGUCGUGUGCCCUCAACUCUGCCAUAUCUGACAUCGAGGUGGAGAGCCGGCCCCUGCGUGGACGCACUCCCAUCUCGGUGCCUGGGUACCAGGAGCAGGUGGUCUUUGGAGAGCUGGUGAACUUUGCCUACCAGACCCAGGACGGGGGGGAGGAGAUCGUUGUGGCGACCACGCGCCCGGAGACCAUGCUGGGGGACGUUGCUGUGGCUGUCCACCCUGAUGACCAGCGGUACACCCACCUCCAGGGGAAGUGUGUCCGGCACCCAUUCGCCCACCGGCUGCUGCCCAUCAUCACCGACCCACUGGUUGACCCGGCAUUUGGCACAGGUGCGGUGAAGGUGACUCCGGCCCACGACCACGCUGACCACCAGCUGGCCGUCCAGCACCGGCUUCCCCUUCUCACCGUCAUUCAGGAAGAUGGCACCAUGGUGGCCCUGAGCAAUGGCUGGCUGAAGGGUGUGAAGAGGUUUGACGCCCGUCAGCAGGUAGUGACGGCCCUGUCGGAGCGAGGCCUGUUCCGGGGAUCCAAGGAUCACGCCAUGGUCCUGCGGCUCUGCAGCCGGUCGAGAGACGUGGUGGAGCCCCUGCUGAAGAGUCAGUGGUACGUGAGGUGUCGGCAUCUGGCAGACAGCGCGAUGGCGGCCGUGGACCGUGGAGAUCUGACCUUCAUUCCUGCCUCCCUGAACAACAUCUGGAACAGCUGGCUGUCUGACAUCAGUGAUUGGUGUGUGUCUCGGCAGCUGUGGUGGGGUCACCAGAUUCCGGCCUAUCGCGUCUCGCUCCCCGGAUCACAUGACCCCAAGGAUGACUCGAGCGAGCUGUGGGUGGUGGGUCGUACAGAGGAUGAGGCCCGAGGGAAAGCUGCGAGACAGCUCGGCUGGGAGGAGAGCAAGAUCACGCUGACACGGGAUGCAGACGUGUUGGACACUUGGUUCUCCUCAGCCCUCUUCCCCUUCGCGGCUCUGGGCUGGCCACGGGAGACGACCGAUUUGAAAACUUUCUACCCAAACUCGCUGCUGGAGACGGGCAGCGACCUGAUCUUCUUCUGGGUGGCCCGGAUGGUGAUGCUGGGCCAGUGGCUGACUGGGCAGCUGCCCUUCCCUCAGGUCCUCUUCCACCCUCUGGUGAGGGACGCCCACGGUCGGAAGAUGAGCAAGUCCCUGGGCAACGUCAUUGACCCGCUGGAUGUGAUCAAUGGGACCUCGUUGCAGCGUCUGCAGGAGAAGCUCCAGGAGGGGAACCUGGAUCCUCGGGAGAGACGCAUCGCCCUGGAGGGGCAGUGCCGGGAUUUUCCACAGGGAAUCCCGGAGUGCGGAUCGGAUGCCCUGCGUUUCGCCCUCUGCUCCCACCGGUGUCAAGGUGAAGACAUUAACGUGGACGUUGCCUCAUUCCUGAACGCCCGACGGUUCUGUAACAAGAUCUGGAAUGCCAUGAAGUUCACCCUCUCCGUCCUGCCCAGAGAUUUCCGAACACUGCCGCUGGAUGAGGUGGAGGGGACGGCCGCUAUCGAUCGGUGGGUGCUGGGGAGGCUGCAGCGUACUGCUGGCGUGUGUGACCGCGGAUUCCGGGAGCUUGACCUGUCGCUGGUCACCGGGGCCCUUCACCGCUUCUGGCUACACGACUUGUCCGAUGUCUACCUGGAGUGUGUGAAGCCGGCUCUGCGUGGAGAAGACAGCCGUUCUCGGGAAUCGACCCUCCAGGUCCUGCACGCCUGCGCUGACCUCUCCCUCCGCCUCCUCUCGCCCUUCAUGCCCUACCUGACCGAGGAACUGUGGCAACGCCUGCCAGGCCAGGAGCUGCAGGCAGAGCCCAGCGUCUGCCUCGCCCCGUACCCCAACCCUGGGUGGCUGCCAGACUGGAGUUGCCCCCAGCUGGAGUCGGACUUCCUGCUGGCACAGGAAGUGGUGCGCGCGGUGAGGGCACUGCGGGCAGAUUAUCAGCUGACCAAGGCACGGCCGGACCUCUAUAUCUGCUGUCAGGAGGAGGAGGCUGUUCGUCUGCACCCCUUCCUUGGGCCCCUGCAGACACUGUCACGCUCAGGACGGGCAGAGUUGCUGGACCCCGGUGUGAACCCACCCGAGGGAUGCACGAUGGCCGUGGUCAGCCAGUUCUGCCAGGUCCACCUGAAUCUCCAGGGAGCCAGGGACCCCCGCAGGGAGCUGGAGAAGCUGAGGGUAAGACGACAGCGGCUGGAAGCUGAGCUGGAGGCAGCGGUCGGUCGGACACAAGCGGCCGGGUACAGGGAGAAGGUUCCGGAGAGGAUCCAGCUGGAGCACACACAGAAGGCAGAGGCCGUCCGGGAGGAGUUGCAGCAAGUGAUGGAGGCAGAGAGGGGACUGGAGCAGAUGCUCCGCAGCUCGAGCUGAGGAGACUGGGGUGGGGAGAGAGCCACACCCCUCACUGACUGCCCCGCUCAGACCCAGAGGGGGAGAGGACAGUGUGUGAGACCCUCCACAGUACAAUGGUGUCUAUGGGUUGGGUUAGGAACUGUCGCCCAGUGACCACGGCUUUGAGGAUCCAUCUCAUGCUCACUGGGGUCUCACCACGGUCUGGUUCACUCUGUUUUACAGUCUCCUUCCUUACCGUCUCCUGCAGCUCUGUGGAAUCUGUACGUUCUUCCUGUGACUGUCUCGGUUCCCACCAUCUCCCCGUGGGUGCUGUCAUUUCCUCCCCCUUCACACCAACAGGCCAGUUGUUGGGAUGGUGGGUGUGUGGGGAGGGUCCAGGGAGAAUUGAGGAAGAGGAAGGCAUUGGGCUGGAGAAGAUGGGCACUGGGACUGCCUGAGGGCUGGCAUGAACCCGGUGGGCCAAAUGGCCUACCAGCGAGGCGGUCAGACUUCCCCGCAGACUGUGUCCUCCAGAUUCAGUGGUGCAAAGCUGUGUGACCCUAUGCGUGAAGCAGUGCCUCCUGUAUUCAGUCUGACCCCAUCCUUGCACCAAUGUCUCCAGCCUCAAGAAAUGGCCUCUCUGCAUCCCCCUCCUCCUCCUUCCCAAAGGCCAGCCUCAGUGAUCCCCCUCCACUCCCAGCUGGGCCCAGCUCCAAGGGCCUCCAGCAUUGCCCCACUGGGACGUCCCCCACACGAGUCUUCAUCUCCCCUGUACUCCAGCUGCCAAAGGACAUCAGCCCCUCCUACAAUGAAGGUGGGUGUACAGGGGAGACCAAAGCUGCCACCCUGAGAUGUCAACCCCUCCACAUCUGCUGCCUUCUGCUUUGCACACUCCUCGUGGGGGGGGGGGGGGGGGGAGAGGGAGAUUUGAACGGUGCUGGUACAUCAGAAAUUCAGUCAACAGGGUGAACCAGGACCGGUGCAGGUGCCAAGUUUGAGAGCAAGGCAGUGGGAAUCUUUGCAACUUUAAUCAUGGUUAAAAUAGCAGUGCCUGGUGCUGUCCAGCUCAAAUAAAAUAUGUUUCUCACAAGAGGCUCCGACGGAAAUAUUCACUUGCAUUUUAACUAAAAACAACACAAAAAAUAAAUAAACAACUGAUCUUUAUUAUAAACACAAGACAUUCUGCAGAUCCUGGAAAUCCGGAGUAACACACACAAAAUGCUGGAGGAACUCAGCAGGUCAGGCAGUAUCUAUAGAAAUGAAGAAACAGUGACGUUUUGGGCUGAUACCCUUCAUCAGGGCUGGAGGGGAAGCCAGAAUAAGAUGAGGGCAGGGGAAGGAGGAAGAUGGUGACUCAUGAAGCUAGGUGGAAGAGGGGAGAUGAAGUUAGAAGCUGGGAAGUGAGAAGGGUUGGAGAUGAAGAAAUGUAACAGGAGAGGAGAGUGGACCAUGGGAGGAAGGAGGAGAGACAAGGGGGGUGAUAGACUGGUGAGAAGAGGCCAGAGUGGGGAAUUGGAGAAGAUGGAUGGGGAAAAAUUAACUAGAAAUUGGAGAAAUCAAUGUUGAUGCCAUCGAGUUGGAGGUGAGGGAGGCCCCAUCUUGGCAGAAGAGGAGGCUGGUAUAUGAGAAUGGGGAUUGGAAGUAAAAUGGUUGGCCACUGGGAAACCACACUCCUGGCAGAUGGAACUUUAUUUCACUUUUCAAAAGUUUAACAUCGGGUGGUGAGAGUGGAGCUAACUUGUUGGAAACACUGGGGACGGCAUCCAGAAGGUGGUGCUAUCCAACUCUAUGCUAUUGGACACCCCACUUUCAGAGAAGGGGUUGGGGCAGAAGGUCAGGAGGUGCUGUAGCACACAGAAAGAGCCCCUUCAGCCCAUCAUAUACUAGUCCUAUUUAACCAGGACUUGGUCUGAAUGGUGUUAACCCUCCCAGUGGUGACUUUCUGUGUAGGGAUCCGGGAGGGUUGUGGUCACCGGGCCAGGCUCAUUACCCAACACCAGGUCCAGUACAGCCCCUCCCUCCUCUUGUUGGACUGUCUACAGGUUGACUUAAGAAACCCUCCUGAUGCACCUAACAAAUUAUGCCCCAUCUACUGCUCAGAAGGCCCCAGUUUAUAUUAGGGAAGUUGAUAACAAACCUGUUAUUUUUAUACCUCUCCUUAAGCUGCCUGUAUAUCUGUUCAGUGUCCCGGUGGCUAUUGGAGGGUCUGUAAUCCAAUCCAAUACAAUAAUUCCUCUUUUUGAAUUCUACCAAUACAGACUCAGUGGACGAGCUCUCCAUUAUGUCUCUCUGAGUGUAGCUGUGAUGUUGUCCCUGAUUAGUAGUGCAACUCCCCCACUUCUCUAAAGGAUCAGACCUUCGGGAUACAAUCCUGUUUCUCUCUCUCUCAAAACCAGAUCUCUGUGACAGCCACAGCAUCAUAGUUCAUGUACUGAUCCAUGCGUUAAGUUCAUCACCUUUACUCUCAAUACUCCCAGCAUUAAAAUACACACACUUCAAACUAGCUGUCCUAUCAUAUCAAUUACUUUGUUCCUGCUAGUUUUACUGGCCCUGGCAUCUACUGCCCUCUUCAUCCCUCCACUUUCUCUCCUAGAGCUCUGGUUCCCUUCCCCCUGCCAAACGAAUUUAAAACCCUCCUGAGUAGCACUAAUGAACCUCCCAGCCAGGAUAUUGGCUCCCCUCCAGUUUCAGUGCAACCCGUCCCUCUGUACAGGUCACCCCUGGGGCAGAAAAGGUUCUGGCGAUCCAAGAACCUGAAGUUCUGCCCCCUGCACCAGUUCCACAGCUAGUACUGUCAUACUAUUCCCACCUUGCCUUGCACCUGGCACCAGGAGUGAUCUGGAGUUUACUACCAUGGAGUCCUGCUCUUCAACCCCUUUCCCAACUCCAUCGACAGUACCCGGACCUCUUCCCCACUCUACCUCUGUCAUCCGUACCAAUUUGCACUACGAUCUCUGGCUGCUCACCCUCCCCCCAAGAGCAUUCUGCAGGUGCUCUGACAUAUAUUGGACCCCACUGGCUGGGAGGCAACACACCAUCCUGUUGUCUCUUUUGCAGCCACAAGAUCUCCAGCUCAUCUCCCUAUCAAGUCUCCUAUCAUCUGGAUGCUUAACAUUCUCAAAGAGGAGUGUGAGCAGCUGAAGUCUUGGUACAUAAUGGCGCCAAUGACAUAAGUAGGAAAAGGGAGGAGGUCCUGGAGAGAGAUUAGAGAGCUAGAUUGAAAGCUAAAAAAGCAGGACCUCCAGGGCAGUAAUCUCUGGCCUGCUGCCUGUACAAUUUGGCAGAUGAAUGCGUAGCUGAGGAAUUGGUGUAGGGGGCAGAGGUUCAUAUUCCUGUAUCAUUGGGAUCUCUUCUGGGGAAGGUAUGACCUGUACAAAACGGAUGGGUUACACCUAAACCCGAUAACAUUGUGGGCAGGUUCACUGGAACCAUGAGGUAGGGUUUAAACUAACUUGGCAGGUGGAGUGGUGUGGAAAUUAAGGAUAAAGUAGUUGGUAUACAAACAGAGGCAGUUUGCAGAGAGAUUGUCAGGAAGGAGAGGCAGAUGAUAGAGAAAACUGUAGUCAGCAGAAUGAGUGUGCAGUGUAAUGGACACAAUCAAAAUGGGGAUGAGUUCAGGAUUGAAGGUGAAUAAACUUCUUGGGCUUCCAGCCUGGUACAGGUAUUGAUUGUAAGUCAUUUUGAUGACAAACUCUGCUAUUUUCAUCAGGGAUGAUACCUAGGCAGGUCUAGGCCGGUGGUAUUUAAUACCCUUAUCGUCCAUCCCUCCUGAUAAUUAGUCCUCAUCCAAUCAGGUUUGCAUUCUCAUUGUUUACAACUAAAUUCCAGUUCUUAUUUAGAGCGAGACCUUUGUCUUUGUUAAAAUUCUUUUCCCCUAUUUUUAUUUCAAUGGCUUCCUUUACCAGGCUGUUCCAGGCACAGCACAGUAGUUUUGUGCCAUCUAAUCCAUUCCUAUAACUAUUGCCAAUGCAAUGUUGUGCUACCACCAAAUUUUCCAGGUAACCAAAACAGAUACUGUUCACCUGUGCUCCUUGAUGCGGGUUUCCAGCGUGCGUUCUGUCUGGCAGAUGUACGCUGUUCUACAUUCACAGGGAAUCCUGUAAACACCAGCCAUACUGAGUCCCAGGUCAUCUUUGACCCACAUAAGCUCUGAUUUGAGCUUCCUUAUGAGUUUGUGGAUGGUAUUUCUCUGGAAUUUCUUAAGGAUUUUGGCAUUCCUUCCAGAAACCAUGGAAAUAUAGGGAAGACAGGCAGUAGCGAAGGGUUCCUCCUUAUUACACUUCCUGGUUUUCUCAUCAGCUCUUUUAAGGGCCCAACUGAUUUCCUUCACCUUGUAGCCAUUCUGUAGGAAUGCUGUGCUUAAUUGUCUUAUUUCCUCGGGGAGACUAUGGCGGUGUUGCAAUAGUCAUGGGGGAUUUCAAUAUGCCAGUAUAUUCAGAAAAUCAGAUUUCAGGAGGGAGAAUUUGUAGAAUACUUACGAGAUGGCUUUUUAGAGCAGCUUCUGCUGAAGUUCACUAGGGGAUCAGCUAUUCUGCAGUGGCUGUUGGGCAAUAUACCAGAUUUGAUUAGGGAGCUUAAUGUACAGGAAUCCUUAGGAGGCAGCAAUCAUAAUAUGAUCGAAUUCACCCAGCGAUUUGAGAGAUAGAAGCUAAAGUCAGAUCUAUCAGUAUUACAGUGCAGUAAAGGGAAUUACAGAGGCAUGAGAGAGAAGCUUGCCAAUAUUGAUUGGAAGGGGACACUAGAAGGGAUAAUGGCAGAGCAGCAAUGCCUGAAGUUUCUGGGAGCAAUUUGAAAAGACCUGGAUAGAUACAUCUCAAAGAAGAAGUAUUCUAAUUGCUGGAUGACACAACUAUGGCUGACAAGGCAAAUCAAAACCAACGUAAAAGAAACGAGAGGGCAUGUAAUAGACCAGAGCAAAACUAUCAGAAGCAAGUAUAAAAAGCCAUAGGGAGUGAAAAGAUGAAAGAAGGUAAGCAAGCCAAUAACAUCACAGGAUAGCAAAUGUGUGUGUAUUUUAGAUCUAUAAAAUAAGUGAGAUUAGAUAUCGGACUACUGGAAAAUAGCACUGGGCUGGUAGUAAUGGGGGACAAGGAAAUGGCAGAUGAAGUGAAUAAAUAUUUUGCAUCGGUAUUUUCUGUGGAAGGCACGGGAUGUUCGAGAAUGUCAGGGCAGAAGUGAGUCCAACUGCUAUUAUUAGGGAGAUGGUACUUGGGAAGCUGAAAGGUCUUAAGGUAGAUAAUCAUGUCGAUCAGAUGGAGUACACCCGAGGAUUCUGAAAGAAGUAGCUGAAGAGAAAGAGGAGGCAUUAUUGAUGAUCUUUCAAGAAUCACUAGAUUCUGCCAUGGUUCCAUGGGACUGGAAAAUUGCAAAUGUCUCUCCAGUUUUCAGGACAAGAGGGAGGCAGAAGAAGGGAAAUUAUAGGCCAAUUAGUGUUUGGGAAGAUGUUGGAGGUGAUCAUUAAGGAUGUAGUUUUGGUGCACUUGGAGGCACAUAAUAAAGUGUGCCAACGUCAGCGUGGUUUCCUUAAGGGAACAUCUUGCCUGACAAAUCUGUUGUAAUUCUUUGAGGAAAUGAAAAGCAGAAAAGGCAAAGGAGAAUUGGUUGCCUUUGACAAGAUAACAUUCGUGAAGCUGCUUAGCAGGAUAAGAGCCCAUGGUAUUACAGGAAAGAUAGAACAGUGGCUGAUUGGCAGGAGGCAAAGAGUAGGAGUAAAAGGAGCCUUUUCUGGUUGGCUGCUGGUGACUAGUGGUGUACCACAGGGAUCUGUGUCGGGACCACUUUUUACAUUGUACGCCAAUGAUGGAAUUGAAGGCUUUGUGGCCAAGUUUGCAGACAAUGCACAGAUAGGUGAAGAGGCAGGUAGUAUUGUGGAAGUAUGGAGUCUGCAGAAGGGCUUAGACAGAUCAGGAGAAUGGGCAAAGAAGUGGCAGAUGGAAUACAGUGCAUGGACAUGCACUUUGGUAGAAGGAAUUAAAGUGCAAGACUAUUUUCUAAACAAGAAGAAAAUUCAAAAUCCUGAGGUGCAAAGGGACUUGGGAGUCCUCAUGCAUGAUUCCCUGAAGGUUAAUUUGCUGGUUAAGUCGGUGGUGAGGAAGACAAAUGCAAUGCUUUAUUUCGAGAGGACAAGAAUACAAAGUAAGGAUGUAAUGCUGAGGCUUUUUAAGGCAUUGGUCAGACUACACUUGGAGUGCUGUGAGUAGUUUUGGGCCCCUUUUCUAAAAAAAAGGAUGCGCUGACAUUGUAGAAGGUUCAAAAAAAUGAUUAUCACAUGAGUUGUGUUUGACGGCUUUGGGCCUGUACUCACUAGAAUUUAGAGAUCACACUGAAAGCAGUCAAAUAUUGAAAAGCCUGGAUAGAGUGGAUGUUUCCCAUAAUGGGGGGGGGGGGGAGAGAAUGCCAGGGUUGGAGAGCACAAUGCACAAUGUCAGAAUAGAGGGACAGCCAUUUAGAAUGGAGAUGAGGAGGAAUUUCUUUAGUGAAUCUGGAAUUCAUUGCCACAGGGGGCUGAGGAGGCCAAGUCAUUGGGUGUAUUUAAAGUGGAAGUUGAUGGAUUCUUGAUGUCAGGAUGUGAAAGAUUACAGGGAUAAGGCAGGAGAAUGCGGUUGAGAGAGAAAUGGAUCAGCCAUGAUUAAACAGCGAAGCAGACUCCAAGGGCUAAAUGGCUACAUUCUGCUCCAAUGUCUUAUGAUCACUCUGCCUGACUUUUUCCUUCCCUGCCAGGCCUCAGCACCAGCCACAGCGCCACUGGCUUCGGUUGCUGAGGGGAAUGACCCUUACAUCUGGUCGUCACCUAUCUGCAGCCUACACUCUGGGUGUGGGCAGCUGUGAGAUUUUCUUUUGCCUCCCGGAAAAUCCUUAGUACAUCCAAUUCCUUGACCUUGUCAGUCAAUUUAAGUCGGAGGUACUUCCCAUUCAUUUUACUGGAGCAUUCCACCACCUUAUCCAUGCUUCCUACACUGAGUUCAGGAUUGACGAUUUACAGACAAGAACAAAAAUCCCACCUGCUCCCUGUGUCUUAGAGCUCUGAGUUCCGCACUCACCUAGAUCACUUACUCGGCCUCUAGCCGCCGAGCUUGUCAUACCUUUGGCUCUAACUCUACAGCGGAAGUCCAGCUCAGCACUGAUGCCGUGCUGGAUAUCUCUAUCAACCCCUGCAUCCCACCUUAUCUCCAUUCACUGAUGUAAGGCACAUCCCGAUUUACUCCCGCUGAACAGGAGAAAAUCUGCAGUUGCUGGAAAUCUACAACCCACACUAAGUGCUGGAGGAACUCAGCAGGCCAGGCAGCAUCUACGAAAGAAAAGUACAGUCAACGUUUCGAGUCGACACGCUUCAGCAGGACUGCUCUGAGCCCCUCCAGCAAUUUUGUGUGUUAUUCCUGCUGCCCAGUAAAGUUGUCCAUCAAUCAUCUGGCACCUCACCGUGGCCAACGCAAAUUAACAUCUACAUCGGGACCUAGCAAUUUCUUUCUUUACGCGGCAGUUCUGACGGGUCUCGGCCCAAGAGGGCACUGUUUAUAAAUGACCUGCUGAGUUCCUCCAGCAUUUUGUGUUAUGAAAUGUCUAUCGUUUGUCUGAUCUUGACCAUCAGUGAUACUGCAACCUUUUUUUUCCCCUGCACAGUAUACUCAGCCAUACUUUCUAAGCUCAAGGGUCCCACUUUUUCAAUAUCUGCUUCAUUCUGCCGCAUUUUUUUUAAUCGUUCAUGAAACCCUUGCUAUCCCUGUCCGUGCAUGGUUUCCCAAUUUUGCCACUCACACCUCUCUCUCAAUGUCAUGCCGCAACAGUAGAGGGAAAGCUUUGAGCAGUUGACCCGAGAUCACCACUGCCGAAUUAGACUGGUCGACCCCACGCUGACGUGUAUCGCCUUUUCUGUUAGUGGGUUGACCGGGGUUCAGUCACCCAGAGGAAGCUUUGCUCCCCGACCAGUCGCCAUCUGUCCCCGCCUCAGACGAGCUGCAGGAACGGUCAAGGCCACUCAGCUCCACUGGAACUUCGCUUCUAUCUUUCCAGCUCAGCUGAAGUCGGUUAAAUCAGACUACCUCCGGUCGCCACCCCUAACCUCCCGGUUCUGUGCCAGACCAGCAGCGACGUGAUAGAGGGAAGCCCUUGCCCAAACCUACCUUCACUUGAGCCCUUUCUUUCUGAUUGGCUGGCGGAGACGGUAACAUGCGGAUAGAUUGAUGAGCAGGCCAAUAACAUACACGGCAAUCACAUCAUGCCUUAACUCUCCAAUCAGUACUGGCGGGACUCCCGGUGUUUCCGGAUUCCUGCAGUCAGCCUGUCUCCGUAUCCCGUAACCGAAGGUGGGCCCCGAACUCCCGCAGGUGGCGUGCCGGCGGGAGUAUUAACAGAUGGAGGAAGUUUUUACCCUGGGAACUCCCACCCCCUACGUGCCGACCCGAAUAUACGAAAGCAGCCAAUGUUCUGUGCAAACUCCCUCCCCGGGGAAAUGGGUUAAAGGAAUCAUUCUUAAUAAUUUUGGAGAUAUUAAAAAUUCAAUAGAAAAUAUUUCAUUUUCUUCUUCAAACCCAGUCUUUUGUUUCUUUGCAUCUCUCAUUCUGUCCCUGAUUUUGUCAUGACCACACUAUUCUGACGUACACUUCCUGGUUUUAUUUAUUUCAGUGUGAUUUGAUAAGGAGUUAAACAAAGCUUGCUCAGUUGACAUAAUUCCUAAGUGUCCUUAGACCUGGGUGAGGCAAACCAAAACCUCAGAGAGACUUGGGAAGGAAGGGUAAGCCUUUGCGUGGAUUGAGGGGUAUAUACGCCCAUGACGGGUACAGAUUGAUUAAAUGCAAGCAGACUUUUCCCACUGAGGUUAAGUGGAACUACAACUGAAGGUCAGGGUUAAGGGUAACACGAGGGGAAACAGAGGGUCGUGAGAGAGUGAGCGCCAGCGGUGCAUGCGAGCUGAAUUUCAACGUCUAAGUUCGGAUAGGUACAUGGGUGGUAGUGGUAUGUAAGUAGACAGUUCAAAUGAUUUGGCAUGGACAAGAUGGGCCGAAGGGACUGUUUCUGUGCUGACUUUUCUAUGACGUUACCUCUUCCCGCAUUUAAAUCAGAAUACUCCGGGAUGGUUGGGAAGACUUGUCUGCUUUCCUACACUCUCCGACCAGCCCCACCUCCUCUCUCCUUCAAUAUAGCCAGAGGUGAUCCAUUGGUUCCAUAAAAGCUCCACUUCAGUCGUUCGUAACAGAUUGCUGGAAGAACACGGCAGUACUCGGCCCUCAGUCUACCGCUCUCGUCUUCCCACCCCCCGCCCCGCACAACACUUUCCAAAAAUAAACCGAUUUAAAUUCCGAGCGAUCAAUGUGAAACAUACAAACGUCUGUGUUUAAUGAGAUCAGAGAACCAACCUAUCACAGCUUUACCGAGAAAAAACCCUCUGGCGAGAAAAUAAUCACAUUUUACAAACGCCCCACCUUUAGAAACAGGUGCUGUGCAAGUCCUAGAUGCAUAUUUUAAAUUUAUUUACACCGGAUGCGACCCAGCGCCCCGCCCCGACACAGGAUAGUGGUAAGACCUUGUAUGGGAAUUGGAACUACCAACCAUCAUUGGACACAUUUUAGAAAUUAUAAUUUUAGAAAACACAGGUGUGGAUGGCGAAAACCUCUCGCAACUGGCUCAUUUUCUGAGAGUGCUUUCCCAUCCGUAAUUUCAAUCUCUCCGCACCCCCCUUUUUCCCUGAAAAUAUCGCAGUCGGCGGACAAUUUGGCCACGGGGCCCUUCAUCCCUGCGCGCUAGCAGUCACUCCGAUUGCCCAUUCCACAUCCAGACCAGUAACUCUGGUUCUGAUCGAGCUGCUCUGUGCAGAUAUAAUCAUAUAUUUAUUUAUUGUUAUAAAAAAUAAAAAUCGCAGCGAGCUGCAGUCUUUUUCUCACCGCAACUGAGAGCGGGAAGGUUUCCUCCGUUCACGUUUGUGGCCCCUUCUCAAAUACUCCCCUCCCCCCAAGUUGCCGGGACCCUCUUCCGGGCUGGUUCGGGGUUGGGCAGAAUGAGGAUGCGACAUCACAAGACGUAAAUGGGAGGAGGGCGGGGAAGAAGGGAUAUAAACAAGAGGAAGAGUGGAUAAUAAGCACUCCCCCCGCCAGAAGGUGGUGAAUCUGUUGGUAUUUCAGUUGUCACCUGCCCUAGCCCCUCCUCCCCGAGCGGGAUGAGUGCCCGUGGUUCCUGCUGAGACCAGGCAAUACUCAUCUCCACCAGAAUCUUUGACAGCAGGCCCAAGCUGAACCUUGCACUGACCACUGCACAGCCAUCCGUCCUACCUCCCUUCCCCAGAGCUAUCUGCCCUCCCUGCAGAGAUGACAGAUGUCCACCCACCGUAGAGACGACUGACAACUCACAUGACCCCAUAGCCAUCAGAGUCUGAUAAACCCACCCCACAGCCAUUACUUCCUGAUCCUCCCUCUCCCAUGGUGUCUAAUGUGUUAUCAAAAUCUCAUCUUCCAUGUGGUGUCUGACAAACCCAAGGACCCUGUGGUCAUCAUUUCAAGUCUGACUCACCUCCUCCCCCCCCCACCCCACCCCGAGCCACCUGGCCAGAGGUGACUCCUUGUAAUCCUCACCCCCUCACUCACUCACCCUUCACUAAGUGACUCCUGUGUAAUCCUCACCCCCUCACUCUUCACUGUGACUCCUGUGUAAUCCUCACCCCCUCACUCACCCUUCACUGAGUGACUCCUGUGUAAUCCUCACCCCCUCACUCAAUCACCCUUCACUGAGUGACUCCUGUGUAAUCCUCACCCCCUCACUCAAUCACCCUUCACUGAGUGACUCCUGUGUAAUCCUCACCCCAUCACUCACUCACCCUUUACUGAGUGACUCCUGUGUAAUCCUCACCCCCUCACUCUUCACUGAGUGACUCCUGUGUAAUCCUCACUCACUCACCCUUCACUAAGUGACUCCUGUGUAAUCCUCACCCGCUCACUCUUCACUGUGACUCCUGUGUAAUCCUCACCCCCUCACUCACUCACCCUUCACUGUGAUUACAGUGUAAUCCUCACCCCCUCACUCUUCACUGUGACUCCUGUGUAAUCCUCACCCCCUCACUCACUCACCCUUCACUGAGUGACUCCUGUGUAAUCCUCACCCUCACUCUUCACUGAGGUACUGCUGUGUAAUCCUCACCCCCUCACUCACUCUUCACUGACAGCACUCCCAGCAACACUUCCCACUGCGCCUCACUGGAAGCCAGUCAGCCAGCAGGAGGUGGGGGGGGGGGUGGGGGUUGGAAAGAGAGGGUAUUAACACUCAAAAAGGGGGAAAUCUGUUUUUCUCUACCCUCAUCUCUAGGAAGGAAAAAGGAGAGAAAGGGCAUAAAGAAAAGAGAGGUGAGCAAGAGA